AUGCCUCUGCCCAACCUGACGCCGUCUUGGGCGGCAACUGGGAUGCGUAACACGCGUACACGACUGCUUCUUGUCGGGAUAGCAGCUGUUCUCGUUCUCCUCUGGUCUACGUUCUACCUUUUCAACUGGCGUAAACCACCACCAUGGAAAUGGCCGCCUCCCUACCCAAACUACUACCCUCAUACACCCUAUCGGCCCCAAAAACCGAUUCCCAAGUACCCACGGAGCAAUGUCCCAUGGCUCGAUACCCUCUCCCUCACCCGAGAGGUCAACAUCAGUGCUAUGCUCGCUUCCCAGCCAGGGAAAUGGGACAUGUUCCUAGACCCGAUUCCCGAGCUCCUGUACGCUCCUCCUCCAAGGACUCAUCGGUGUGAAGACAAUGCAGAAUUUGGGCCGAUGUUGUUCGUUGGCGUGUUCACUAUCGCCGCGGAGCACAAGCAGCGCGCGGUCAUCCGAGCGCUUCAGACGCUCCAGUCCCCGCCAAGCGAGCAGGUGGUGAUGAAGUUCAUCCUUGGCCGAAGUCCCGACGCAUCCCUGCAGAGUAUGGCAGAGACAGAAGCGGAGAUGUAUGGAGAUAUCGUGUUUUUGGAUAUACAAGAGAACAUGAAUGAGGGCAAGACGUAUGUGUAUUGGAAGUGGGUGUCGAAGUUACCCGUGGGGCAGCAGCCGAGAUUUGCCCUGAAAGCAGACUCAGAUACAUUCCUCAUCCUCCCCAACGUCCUCCACUCCCUCGCCCCCGUUCCCUGCUCCCUCCCAGUCUACUGGGGCACCUCCUGGGGUUCCUGUAUAGAAACCUGCUACCCGCUCUACUGCCGCGGUCUCUCGUACGGGAUGUCCUGGCCUCUGAUCUCCUGGCUCGGGCAGGCAGACCUGCCCCAAUGGGCGACGGAGGGGAUGGAAGACGCGAGGACCGGAGCGUGGUUUGGCAACUUGCCGCAGGGAGAGGAAUCCUUGAUGCUUGUGGAUUUGUACACUCAUGCUGGGGACUGGGAUGGGACGACUAUCACGUAUGACACGGACAUCGUCGCGUUGCAUGCGAUGAAGAAUCCUCAGUUGUAUGCGCGUGUGGCAGCAGCCAUGUUGCAGGUCUGGGAAACGGCCGGGAGGGAGUGGAGAUGGCCGCCUGAGGGCACCGAGUGGAACGAUUAAGCUAGAGAGGUCCUUGUACAUACGUUGCAUACGCUCUCCGCAUGAUACCCUCACUGUUGCUGUAAUACCUGCCUUCAUUGAC
Dacryopinax primogenitus is the source of this 1231-nucleotide messenger RNA. RefSeq lists its product as uncharacterized. Bases 1 to 1149 code for a protein of 382 amino acids. The record is from RefSeq and is a predicted model, not a curated record. Lineage: Eukaryota; Fungi; Basidiomycota; Dacrymycetes; Dacrymycetales; Dacrymycetaceae. The transcript is spliced from 4 exons. Gene Ontology annotation, cellular component: membrane. Gene Ontology annotation, molecular function: hexosyltransferase activity.